Messenger RNA from Ilex paraguariensis (yerba mate), 1465 nucleotides. The record is from the annotation of a GenBank genome assembly. NCBI's taxonomy places the organism in Eukaryota, Viridiplantae, Streptophyta, Magnoliopsida, Aquifoliales, Aquifoliaceae.
AUCCAAACGUUACCUUUGGAACAACCCAAUGCAACCCAAGGCUCGAAUAGCCUCUGUACAGUGACUAGAGGCAAGAAGGAGCAGUUUCUGGUGGUGAAUAGGGCUAUCGAAUCACUGUUUGGGCAAAAAUUACUCAAAAAACUAAUUCGAUUCCAACAAAAAGCUAUGGGCUCUUCACAACAGCUGUAAUCGAUCCUAUUCGAAUCAGAUCAGGCUUUGAGCUAGGUUCCGAAAACUUGAAAAAAGAUUCAAACAUUAAAAAACCCAGACAGAUGAUUUCAAAAAAAUUCAGAAAAAUCACUAUAAUUAUCUAGAGGUGAUUUCGGUUCAUCCUUGAAAAAAUUAAAAACUUUUAACAUGGGUGGGUGUUGACAUUAGGAUGACAUCAACUUGGUAGCGUUUGAUAGAUUUCAUUGCUAGCUUCCUGAGGUAAUUUUCAAUCAAUUUUGACAACUUUGAGAUGUUAAAUUUGAUCACCGUUCUGAUACCAAGUUAAAUUAUAGACCUGUUAGGCUUUAGAGAAGAGAGGAAAGAAGAAGAAAGAAAAAUAUGAGAAGAGGGUAGUGUCUGUUUGGUCAAGAGUUAUCAAAAUUAUUUUUUUGUCCAUAUUUAAGUAUCACGUGACAGUUUAUGAUAAAAAAAAAACGUUAACAAUCUGGACACUGUCUGUUUGAAGGAUCAUAUAGAAACAUAUUCAAUACUUCAGGGACUAAGAUGAUGCAAUUAAAACAUUGGGGACCAAAAUGAGACAAACGUCAUACUUUGGGGACCUCUAGUGCAAUUAACCCAAGGUUUUAAUAAAUGUCACCACUUAUUGAGUCUCCAAAUACAAGCUCAAUUUUUUAUGCUGCUAAAUGAGUGAUGUGUCAAUUAUUGCUAUAUCGGUUUAUACUAUGCGAAGGGGAAAGAAAAGCUGGGGCAGGUGCAUGGACAUCCAGUGGACUGCGGGAAAUCAAUAGCUAAACUAAUGGUCAAAUUUUCAUCUUCACUCGGACUGAUGCAGUGUGGUCAGAGGAAAGUUCACCAGACUUAUUUGUGCAGUGAGGUCAUGAUAUUAGAAGAACACUCUGAUGAAGUCUGGUGCUUACAAUUUUCUCAUAAUGGGAGAUACCUAGCUUCAUCUUCCAGAGAUCGAUCAGCAAUUUUAUGGGAGGGGAAAGAAAAGCUGGGGCAGGUGCAUGGACAUCCAGUGGACUGCGGGAAAUCAAUAGCUAAACUAAUGGUCAAAUUUUCAUCUUCACUCGGACUGAUGCAGUGUGGUCAGAGGAAAGUUCACCAGACUUAUUUGUGCAGUGAGGUCAUGAUAUUAGAAGAACACUCUGAUGAAGUCUGGUGCUUACAAUUUUCUCAUAAUGGGAGAUACCUAGCUUCAUCUUCCAGAGAUCGAUCAGCAAUUUUAUGGGAGGUGAUAUUGUCUUCUUCGAUGGUGACAUUUAGUUGUUUAAUUCCUUUUCUCAUUCCUUGA